Messenger RNA from Nycticebus coucang (slow loris), 1577 nucleotides. Its product is annotated as tubulin alpha-4A chain. Gene Ontology annotation, molecular function: GTP binding; structural constituent of cytoskeleton. The record is from RefSeq and is a predicted model, not a curated record. Gene Ontology annotation, cellular component: cytoplasm; microtubule. NCBI's taxonomy places the organism in Eukaryota, Metazoa, Chordata, Mammalia, Primates, Lorisidae. Gene Ontology annotation, biological process: mitotic cell cycle; microtubule cytoskeleton organization. Bases 163 to 1509 code for a protein of 448 amino acids. The transcript has 4 exons.
UUCGGGGGCGUGGCUUCCUGGCCGCCCAGCCCCUAGUGAGAGAGUGGGCGCCAGAGGCCCGUCCCCGCCUAUAAGAGCGGUGCGGCACUGCAGCUAGCGCAGUUCUCACUGAGACCCGUCACCCCGACUCAACGUGAGACGCACCGUCCGGACUAGCUCACCAUGCGUGAAUGCAUCUCAGUCCAUGUGGGGCAGGCAGGUGUCCAGAUGGGCAAUGCCUGCUGGGAGCUCUACUGUCUGGAACAUGGGAUUCAGCCUGAUGGGCAGAUGCCCAGUGACAAAACCAUUGGUGGAGGGGAUGACUCCUUUACUACCUUCUUCUGUGAAACUGGUGCUGGAAAACAUGUGCCCCGAGCAGUUUUUGUGGAUUUGGAACCUACUGUAAUUGAUGAGAUCCGAAAUGGCUCAUACAGACAGCUUUUCCACCCAGAGCAGCUCAUCACUGGGAAAGAGGAUGCUGCUAACAACUAUGCCCGUGGUCACUAUACCAUUGGCAAAGAGAUCAUUGACCCGGUACUGGACCGGAUCCGCAAGCUGUCUGACCAGUGCACAGGACUUCAGGGAUUCUUGGUGUUUCACAGCUUUGGAGGGGGCACUGGCUCUGGCUUCACCUCACUCCUCAUGGAGAGGCUCUCUGUUGACUACGGCAAGAAAUCCAAGCUAGAAUUUUCCAUCUACCCAGCCCCCCAGGUUUCCACAGCCGUGGUCGAGCCCUACAACUCCAUCCUGACCACCCACACCACCCUGGAGCACUCAGACUGUGCCUUCAUGGUGGACAAUGAAGCUAUUUAUGACAUCUGCCGCCGCAACCUGGAUAUCGAGCGCCCUACCUACACAAACCUCAACCGCCUCAUCAGCCAGAUCGUCUCCUCCAUCACAGCAUCCUUGCGCUUUGACGGGGCCCUCAACGUAGACCUGACAGAGUUCCAGACCAACCUGGUGCCCUACCCCCGUAUCCACUUCCCCCUGGCCACCUACGCGCCUGUCAUCUCUGCAGAGAAGGCCUACCACGAGCAGCUGUCUGUGGCUGAGAUCACCAAUGCCUGCUUUGAGCCUGCCAACCAGAUGGUGAAGUGUGACCCUCGGCACGGCAAGUACAUGGCCUGCUGCCUGCUGUACCGUGGGGAUGUGGUGCCCAAGGAUGUCAAUGCUGCCAUUGCUGCCAUCAAGACCAAGCGCAGCAUUCAGUUUGUGGACUGGUGCCCCACAGGCUUCAAGGUUGGAAUCAACUACCAGCCUCCCACUGUGGUGCCGGGGGGUGACCUGGCCAAGGUGCAGCGCGCUGUGUGCAUGCUGAGCAAUACAACCGCCAUCGCCGAGGCCUGGGCCCGCCUGGACCACAAGUUCGACCUGAUGUAUGCCAAGAGGGCUUUUGUGCACUGGUAUGUGGGUGAGGGCAUGGAGGAAGGGGAGUUCUCUGAGGCCCGGGAGGAUAUGGCUGCCCUGGAGAAGGAUUAUGAGGAAGUGGGCAUCGAUUCCUAUGAGGAUGAGGAUGAGGGAGAAGAAUAAAAUAGCUGCCUGGAGACUCUCCACUAUGUUCAUUGCAAAAGCCUUUCGAAAUAAAUAGUAUCCUUGCA